UUUUAUUAAAUAGUACAGAGUAGUUGAACGUUAUUUUUUUAGAAAAAAAUACACGGUAUUGUCCUGAGAGAAAACGGAAUGUAUAUCCAAAAUGUGCUUCACGUGGGUUGGUAGUAGAUGGACAUGAGCUCUUAGUUUUUGGAGGAAUCCCAGCAAAUAAUCAAUAUUGUAACGAUUUGAAUGAGCAGGUCUCUAAAUGGGAAUGGAGAAAGUUGACACCAAAACCACCAGAAUUUCAACCUCUUCCUCGUCCACGUAUGGGACAAAGUUUUCAAUUAAUAGGUUCAAAGGUGUAUCUAUUUACUGGUGUCGCCAAUAUCAAUGGAAACUCCAAAAUUAUUUCUGGAGGUAACAGAAGAGACAGAAUAUUGGAACACUUAUGGGUUCUAGACACAGCAACGAUGAUUGAGAUGGAGGUGAAAACAUCCGGGAUAAUUCGCCUUUUAAGAUGUUUGCGUUCAUCUUCUGUGGUUGGGCAUAGAAUGUACGUUUUUGGAGAUAGAGUUCUAGUUAGUACUAAUAAUCAAGAAUCAAUGUGUACCAAUAGUUUGGAAUGUUCAAAUUUGGUAAGAAUGAAUUGGGAUGAGGUAGAUAUUCUAGUUAGCCCAAAAGCUAGUUUAUCAUGUGCCAGAUCAAGUCAUUGUGCAAUUGGUAUUGGAAAUAAGAUAUAUAUUUGGUCAGGAGAGGAUACGUUUCAUGGGGUAUGGAAAUCAAAGUAACAAGAUUCUAUUACAUUCAAUGUGUUUCUUGUUUAGGAAUGUUUCCAAGAUUUGUGGUUUUGUGAAAUUAUUAAACCUCCUGCAUCACAUUGUGUUAAAUGGGUUAAAGCAAUUACAAAGAGUAUAGCGACUACAGAUGGGCGAACAACACCAACAAAAAAUGAUUUGAUAGAAGGUGCUGAAAAUGUACCACUUAAACAGAUUGAAACAAGAAAAAAUGAGAAAUUGGACUUGGACAUGAAAUCAAAAUGUGAUCCCUUGAAUAACUUGGUACUGUGGAAAUACGUACCUAAUCCUACUGGAUUUCUACCCUUUCCAAGACAUGGACAUCGAGCAAUUGCAAUUAAAGACUUGAUAUUCGUCUUCGGUGGCGGCGAAAAACGCCUGUUUAACGAUCUCAUGGUAUACUACAUAGAAAAAAAUAUAUGGCUUUGUCCCAAGAUUACAGGGAAUGUACCCCCAGAAUGUACUGCACAUGGUUUGGUAGUAGAUGGAACUAGGCUGUUAGUGUUUGGAGGAUUGUUAGAAAAUAAUCAAUUUAGUAAUGAUCUGUAUGAAUUGAAGGCACAAAAAUGGGAAUGGACAAAAUUGGCACCAAAGCCACCAAAAUCCGGACCUCUUCCUUAUCCACGAUUCGGACACAGUUUUACAUUAGUAAAAUCAGAAGUAUACCUAUUCGGUGGUUUGGCUAAUAUCGGUGUUCCGAAAUUCUUGAAUGAUCUUUACACUUUAAAUAUUCGCAAUAGCCCUUUGGAAUGGGUUAUCCCUCAGACAAAAGGGUCAUCACCUCCUCCUAGAGAAUUUCAUACUGGGGUGGCUUACAUUGACCAAAAAGGUCAUUCAUUCUUAGUUAUUUAUGGUGGAAAGAACGGUUUAAUAUUAGGAGACUUAUGGGUUCUAAAUAUAGAAACCAUGUCUUGGAUAGAGCCAAAAACAUCCGGGAUAGCUCCUCUUCCAAGAUAUUUCCACUCAUCUAUUGUAAUUAGAAACAGAAUGUUUGUUUUUGGAGGUAGAGUUUCAGUUGGUACUGACGAUCAAGCAUCAGAAUGCACAAAUAAUUUAAUAUGUUUGAAUUUGGAAACAAUGAAUUGGGAUAAUCUAGUCAUUCAAGUUGACCCAAAGGCUAAUCUACCGUGUGCUAGAUCAGGUCAUUGUGCAGUUGGGAUUGAAACUAGGAUCUACAUUUGGUCAGGACAAGACAUGGACCAAAAGAAAUGUCUCCAAGAUUUAUGGUUUGUUGACGUAGAUAAACCUCCACCACCAACUGGAUUAAGAUGGGUUAAAAAUUUCAUAUUUACAUGGAAGAAUCCCUUAUUUGUUGAUUAUAACAUGCUUGAGAUUGAAAAAGUUAGCUUGCCAUCGCCUCCGCCCUAUUCUCCAACGAUGUCACCAGCAUCUUCACUAGGAUCUACACCAGAAUCAUCACAAGCAUCUACACCCGAAUCAACACGAGCAGAUAUACCAGAAUCAUCACGAGCAUAUAGACCAGAAUCAUCACGAGCAUCUACACUCGAAUCAUCACGAGCAGAUAUACCAGAAUCAUCACGAGCAGAUAUACCAGAAUCAUCACGAGCAUAUAGACCAGAAUCAUCACGAGCAUAUAUACCAGAAUCAUCACGAGCGUCAUCAACAUAUAAAGCCGAAUCAGAUACAUCAGAACCCGAAUAUCUGUUUGCACCACAUCCAAACUAUAAGUUUAUUAUGAUGGUAGCGCGCAAUGAGGCUAUAAGAAAAAAACAGAGAAAAAAAUCAAAUUCUCUAAAAGAUAAAGGUAUAUUAUCGAAACUAAAACUUUCCUCAGCAAAAUCAAAAAUAAAGAUAAAAGUUUCUUCCUUAAUUGGGAAACGUCCUAUGCCUAAGAGUAAAGCGGUACUUGACAGUUCAACACCUAAUGUAAAAUCAAUUAAAAAAGUUAAAACAAAGAAAAAAGUGAUAAAUUCAGAAAAAUAACAUGACCAUGUGUAAAUAUAGUCAUGUACUUGUUCAAAAUCUUUUUAUUACUGUGUAUAGUUUCAUAUUUAUGAUAUAUUUUUUCCAUUUUUGUUAUAUUAUAAAAGUUUGUUCAGAGUUAAGGUUCUGCCGACAUAAUUUCUAGAAAUUGUCAUCUAUUUUCAAGGAAUAUUUAUCAUGACAAUUUAUAAUAUAAGUAAAACUAUAAUAUAGUGAAAUCCAUUAGUCAAACCUAUUUAGUAUAAUCUCAUUUGCUUAAUAGCAAAAAUACUUAUAGUCAUUAAAACUCAUAUAGACAUAUAUUUUAUAUAAAUCCAAAAACAAAAUAUUUCUGGGGUGCAGUACCUCCUGUUCGGUUAAAUUUAGAAAAGAAGUAUCAAUUUCUGUGAUUUUUGGAAAUUAAAGAUUAAUAAUUGAAGAUUAA
This is a messenger RNA of Diorhabda carinulata, 3093 nucleotides long. Its product is annotated as host cell factor 1-like. Gene Ontology annotation, molecular function: protein binding; transcription coactivator activity. The record is from RefSeq and is a predicted model, not a curated record. Gene Ontology annotation, cellular component: histone methyltransferase complex. Gene Ontology annotation, biological process: regulation of DNA-templated transcription; chromatin remodeling. The coding region runs from base 957 to 2669 and encodes 570 amino acids. NCBI's taxonomy places the organism in Eukaryota, Metazoa, Arthropoda, Insecta, Coleoptera, Chrysomelidae. The transcript is spliced from 7 exons.